This is a messenger RNA of Cynoglossus semilaevis (tongue sole), 4773 nucleotides long. RefSeq names its product SH2 domain containing 3Ca (gene sh2d3ca). The record is from RefSeq and is a predicted model, not a curated record. NCBI's taxonomy places the organism in Eukaryota, Metazoa, Chordata, Actinopteri, Pleuronectiformes, Cynoglossidae. The coding region runs from base 433 to 3381 and encodes 982 amino acids. Gene Ontology annotation, biological process: small GTPase-mediated signal transduction; positive regulation of peptidyl-serine phosphorylation. The transcript is spliced from 15 exons. Gene Ontology annotation, molecular function: guanyl-nucleotide exchange factor activity; phosphotyrosine residue binding.
CUUUCAACAAUCAUUUUUCUACAAUAGCCUUUUGUAUUAAUUAAUGUGGCUAACUCUUGACUAAUUUGUAGCCUAAAUUCAAGUUAAGCUAUUUAACUAUGCUGUCUUUUAGCUUCAGGUCUAAUAUAUUUGAUUUAUAUUUAGGAUUAUUUUAGGUUUAGCUCAAAUAUAGCUUAAGCCAAAUAUAGCUUUUUGCUGUGUUAUGGCUAACAUUUUAUUACUUAUUUGCCUUUUAUCACUGCUUUGGCCCACUUUUGGCCAGUUUGGGCUAAACCUGACCACUUCACACUCCGUCCCUCCAUCAACACUUGUACAUGUAUGCAUGUUCUAUCUCGCCCUGUUUAACUUUAACUUCAUUUCCUCCCUCCAUUGGUCGUCUCAUCUCUAACACAGGAAGUGUCUAACUGACGUUGUCACUGCAGCAUAUCUCUCAUGUUUUUGUUUCCUCUUCCUGGCAAAUGCACACUUGGAAAGAAUUGCUUCACACUGAAAUUCUCUCUCAGAGGACCGGUGCCUCGAUCUCAACCUUUGUCUCUUCCGUUUUGUUGCAGCAUCCUCAGUUCUUCCAUCAUUCACCUGCUGCUGAGAAACACUGAAGCCCACAACAGGAUGAGCAUACGGAAGCUGAGUUGGAAGUGGUUCGGCAGCCUGGCCAACCUGUCCUUCCGCCGCUCCAGUGAGAAGUCUGAUUCAAGAGAUUCUCCGCUGAAGUCUGGCUGUGUACCUGGAGAAGACAGCGACGCUGCUGCUGGCUUCUCUUCUUCUGUCUUGGAUCCAGCUGAAAUAACCAUGGACGACCUGGAAGCCACACGUCCCUGCACAACCAGCUACGUCCGCUCCAGUGAGAACUACACACAUAUGGGCACGCUGCCAAGGCUGCUGAGGAAGAAGAAGGACAAGGCCAAAAAAGAAGCCUCCAGCAGCAAGAAGACCAAAGACAAGAGCAUCAGCAGGAGUCAGAGCCAGAGAACAGGAGGGGAAAAGGACCGAGUUCAUUUGAAAAACACAGUGACUGAAGGUGAAACAUCAGUUAAAACAGACAAUGAACUCAAUCCAUGUGACUCCACAACUCCAAUUCGUGUAUCUUCAAGGGCAAUAAGUGCCACAAACACAGAAAAAGUAGAUUCCGCAGCAUUAGACGUCUGUGAAGAUGUGUCGCCAUCUGGUGGCUCAGAUGGUACACUUGAGCGAAAGCCAUCAAACCUGAAGGGAUCCUCCCAGGAGCGUGCAGACCUGAUGCCUGAAGAGAAAUCACCAACUCCACUCAGCCAGGACCCAGGUAAUCAGACCAAGCAUGAGGAAAAGCUGUCAAAAACAGAGGAGACAGAAGAGGCAGAAAAUGAAGAAGCCCGAAGUCCUAGCAUCAAAAGCAGCAUGAAGCAGACAGAAGUAGAGGAUGAAUAUGUCCAGUUCUCCAAGGAGAAGUACCUGCUGGAGUCUCCUCCAGAGAAACUCCGCAAAGAGCUGGAGGAGGAGCUGAAGCUGAGCCCCGCUGACAUCAGGAGCCACGGCUGGUACCAUGGACACAUCCCCCGAGAGGUCUCAGAGACGCUGGUCGUACGGAACGGCGACUUCCUGGUGCGAGAUUCUCUGACCACGGUGGGAGAAUAUGUCCUGACCUGUCGAUGGAACAACGAGGUUCUGCAUUUCACCAUAAACAAAGUCCUGGUCAAAUCCAGUGACACCAAGGUGCAGUACAUAUUAGAGAACGACAGCUUCGACUCGGUCCAGGAGCUGAUUCGGUUCUACAUAGGUCAGCGUAAACCCAUCUCCCAGUCUGGUGGUGCCCACAUCUACUGUCCAGUCAGCAGGACUCUGCCUCUACGUUACCUGGAGGCUACAUUCGCUCUGUCCAACAGCAAACAUGGCUCCGCCUACUCACCGUCCAGUCAGAGAGGAACGUACAUCAAGAGGCGGAGCGUCACCAUGACUGACGGGCUGACCACUGAGAAAAUCAUACCUCACAGCCCCUCAACCAUCCACCACCACAAGGAUGCAAUGAGGAACUGUGCCAUGAGCAUGGACCAGAUUCAGGAGUAUCGCUGCCCCCUUUCACCUGUUGGGGAAAUUCCAAUGUCUCCUGCUUAUAGUGCAAUUAGCAGACAGAGAGCUAACUCAGGGGGGCGUGUCCUUGCCGUGAUCCCACCCUCUCCUGUGAUGCGUCACUCUAGCGACCCUCACCUCAGCCCCUCCACCGCCAACAAUCCUCCGGAGCAUCCCGUUCACACCUCUCAUUCAGCUCACUCCUCACCAGCCCAUCAUCCCAGCUUCCAGUCACAGUCGUCUGAAACGGCGGGGAGCUACUGUGACCUCAGACCCUGCCCGGCCGGGCCACCGAAGCCUCCCACAAAGGGCUAUGUGGAGCGGUUACGAGUGGAAGAAGGGACGGAGGUGGGAGCCAGGGAAGAAGGAGACGGAAUGUUCUGCACACCACAGGUGGAGAAAGCGUCCUCGUUCAGACCGUCCAAGUUCGAGUCUCGCCUCCUGCCUGCUGAAAACAAACCGCUGGAGAUGUCUGUGCUGAAGAGGGUCAAAGAGCUUCUAGCUGAGGUGGACGCCAAGACCGCCGCCAAACACAUCACCAUAGUGGACUGCGCAGUGGCUAGAAUACUGGGAGUCAACUCAGAGAUGCAAAGGAUGAUGGGAGUGUCCUCAGGGCUGGAGUUACUGACACUUCCUCAUGGACACCAGCUGAGACUUGACCUACUGGAGAGGUUCUUCACCAUGUCCAUCAUGAUGGCAGUCGACCUGUUGGGCUGCACAGGAAGCACAGAGGAGAGAGCGGCGCUCCUCCAUAAGACCAUACAGUUGGCAGCUGAGCUGAAAAGCACCAUGGGAAACAUGUUUGGCUUUGCUGCAGUGAUGCGAGCCCUGGAGUUACCACAGAUUUCCCGCCUGGAGCAGACGUGGGUGACAUUACGGCAGAGACACACAGAGGGCGCUAUUCUGUAUGAGAAGAAGCUAAAACCUUUUAUGAAGAAUAUGAACGAUGGAAAAGAGUCCAGUGUCCUCUCCAACAUCUCCUUCCCUCACAUCAUCCCUGUUCUUUCCUUACUGGAGCGUGGUGUCGCUCUCAGCGAAGCACUGGAGCCGUGGGAAAGUGCGGAGGUGGGUGUAGACGUGGUCAUGUACCACCUAGAGGCCGCGCGCACCAUUGCACAUCACGGAGGAAUCUACCGGACCAAUGCUGAGACCAAGCUACAGGGAUUCCAGGAGUGGUCAGAGAUCCAGGAGAUCUUCCAGACAGAGUUCCAGAUGCGUCUGCUGUGGGGCAGCCGCGGCUCUGAGGGCAGUCAGCAGGAGCGAUACGAGAAGUUCGACAAAGUUCUCACUGCCCUGUCACACAAGCUGGAGCCUCCGGUUCGACACAGUGAGCUAUAGCACUAGCUGCAGUGAGCGCACAUUUAAUGUCAUGAAAACAGGUGGAGGGAGGGUCAGUGAUGAGGAUGAGGAUGAGGAUGAUGUGGAAGAGUAUAUGAACACUGGGGGGUGAGGAUGUUCGACGUGGCAGCUAACAGAGAGAGUGCACUGAGGAGAGAACGUUUACUCACUGAUCACAUGUGUUGCACUGACCGUGGACUUUUUCACUUAACGGUGUUAAAUAUAUUAAAAAAUGCCGACAAAACGGACACAAGCAGAAGAGAUGCAUCUUACUGUAAUAUCUACGGUGGCCUGUAGGGGGCAGACUGAGCUGCAGGGUUCAUCUCAGCUCUAGCAAACACAGACUCUCUCCAUGGCUGUCACACACUGUAGCAGAAACCACAAUAACUCAUACAUGGAUUUGUUGACUGUGAGGAUGAAUGUGUGUGUGUGUGUGUGUGUUUACAUUCCUGUUUUUUUUUUAAUAAUGUGACAUUAACCUAUUUUUUAAGUCUUAUUUAUUUGACAUGAACAAAGGGCGUCAGGACAUUAAGGACGAUGUGGCUUCACCAUCUGUCGGUUCUCAUUCAGAGGGAACUGUGUUCGUGAGACCUUCAUUAAAUAUGGAUCAGAUCGUCCCCAUUGGAUCCCAUUAAAAAUGUAUCAAGCCACAUAAAAAAAUGACACGGUAAUAAAACAUUUGCAGAGGGGUGAGCAAUUUCUCUAUGAUGUCAUCUGAAUGUGUUACAGACAGACAGCAGAGUAUGCAGCAAUUUUGGGUUCAUGUUUGUUAACAUACAUUACCUGCAGGUCCCAUUCUUAAACUGUUGGGGUGCUGUAAACACCACCCACUCUCAGAGCACUCCUAUGUGUUGACUAAUGUUAAAUAAAAAAAAACACAUUUUAUGGUUUAAACAUAGUUACAAUUACGUUUUUUCAUUUCAAUAAAUGUCUUGGUUUUUAUUUACUCUAAAUUCCAAUUAAACACCAGGCAUAUUAAUCUGCGUUAAAUAUCAAAUGAAACAUUUACUAAUGGUAUCAUGUGUCGUUGACUUCAGUGUGCUGGUACGACAGUCUGACCUACUGUAUGAGUCAGUCAGAGCUGGUUCAAACCAGGUCAAACUGCCCAGUGCUAAGGUCUGUAGUGCUGAUCAGUGUGGCUGUGCACCUCCUGUUACAGAGCAGAAAACCAUGUUCUCACUCUGUUAUACUCAAAUGCUGUAUAUGUUUUUUUUAAUUACUACUGGUUAGCAUUCUUCUGUCUUGCAAUGUUUUAUUUCUUCUACUCUGGGUUUUAACAGUGGCAGGGAUCCCUUAAGGUUCAGCGUUGCCACCUGGUGGCUCUGGUUUGACAUUCAAAAGUGUACCAAUUUAAUGCAAAUUAACACAACGCCAUUCACUUGUAGUUGCUCG